CUAUAAUCUGUGCUGUCUAAAAAAAAGUCAAUAUCGUAGCAUCAGUGUCUUAAAUUCUAAACUUUAUUUUAACGAAAUUAAUCAAAAUGAGCAAUAUAUUUAAACUUAAGUUAACUGCUCUUGGUCAUCCGAAUCCAGAAGGCUUUAAUUGCGAAGAUGAAAAAGAAUACAGGAGUGUAGUACUGUGGCUCGAAGAUCAGAAAAUCAGGCAUUAUAAAAUAGAAGAACGGGAAGGUCUAAGAAACAUUGACAGUGACCAGUGGAAGAAAGCGUAUGAUACAUAUCAAAAUGAUUUAGUCAGCCCGGUUGUAAAAGGAUUACCAAAUGAGCAACUAAACUGGCUUUUGUGCUAUGCUGUGAGAUUAGAGUAUGCUGAUAAUGUAACCAAGUAUGAAAAUGUAAAAGUGGAUGAACCAAAAAAGGCUGCCCCAAAUGUUGUGUCCUCAAAUCCUUUAGACAACCUUGAUUUUGGCAGUGCAGCAUUCAAGGCAGGAGUUGAAAGGGUGUGUGCACUUGCUGGUGUUGGGCCCCAUUUGGAUCCUAAAUUUCGUUUGGCUGCUGUUGCUAAGAUAUUAAAAACUUCACCACACCCAGAUCUACCUAGAAAUGAGGUCAAUAUGGUCACUCAAAUAGUGGAUGUACUGAAACUGCUCUUUAUACAAGAUCUCAGGGACCUUCAAACAAAAAUCAAUGAGGCUUUAGUUGCUGUUCAAACAGUCACAGCUGAUCCACGCACUGAUACCACUCUAGGCAGAGUUGGAAGAUAAAUCAAUGUUAUAUCAUUAAUAUAAGUGUUGUAUAAGUUUCAAUUAUUUUGUUUUACAUAAAUCAUAAACUAUUAUGGUAAGGAUUACUGCAAUAUUUUAUUAUCGUUACAUCCACAUGCUAACUUAAAGAGACUCUGAAAAACUUUACUAAAUCUUCUACUUAACAAAUAGAAGAAUAGAUUGUGUCAACAUUUAGAUAGCUAAUCAUGCAGUUAUGAUGAAGAACCUUUUUGCAGCAGUGCUGCAUCAUAUAGUUAUUUUAACCUAGACUGCAGAGCACAAGCCUCAUUGUUAGACACUACUGACAAAAAUUAAAAAUUACCAAUAAUUCAUUAUGAAAUCUAGGAGUUCUCAAAAUAGGACCAACAAUUGGGGUCUUGCUAAUAAGUGUCAGUAUCAUUACAAAUUAAAGAUGUCAGAGCUUUUAUAAAAUUAAUCGGAACCUUGGUAGUAUUAAUCAGAAUAUAGAAAGUUAUUGGAAUGCAGAUGAUGGAGAUCAUUGAGAGAGCUAUACUAUACAUAAUCAUAUCUAAAGAACAAUUUAAUGAGUUGCAAAGGUAAAGUAACAAUGGGUGAGGCAAACAGCUCAAAUUGAUUGGUACUGUGGUCUUUCUUAAAAGGUGCUGGAAAGGUGUCACUGGUUAAUACAACAUUGGUAGACUCCAACUUCAUACAUCUAACAAAUCUCAAAGAGCCAUUGGAUGCAAUAAGCCCCAAACUGAACUUUGCACUCCCUACAGAAGUCCAGUCCAGUGUCCACAAAGUUCCAGUAAAUUGAUAUAGUGAUGAUAAACAUUAACAGUAGUUAGUUAAGUUUGUGUACAACUUACUUAAUUGUUUUUUGUGUAUUUUAUACUAAUCAUUUAAUUCAAUAAAGUUCUUGUCAUUUGAAUCUUACAUUUUAAAAACUGGAAGAUUAAUUAAAGGCUUUUAAAAAUAAGUUAUUUUCCUAAUUCUUGUUAAACAAUCAGGACCUUGUGUAAUUGAAGAAUUAAGUCUUAUACACAAGUUGUAAUAAGUAAAUGAAUUAUAUAA
Messenger RNA from Pararge aegeria (speckled wood butterfly), 1802 nucleotides. RefSeq names its product RNA transcription, translation and transport factor protein. Gene Ontology annotation, molecular function: RNA binding. The transcript has 4 exons. Gene Ontology annotation, biological process: tRNA splicing, via endonucleolytic cleavage and ligation. Bases 87 to 767 code for a protein of 226 amino acids. The record is from RefSeq and is a predicted model, not a curated record. Gene Ontology annotation, cellular component: tRNA-splicing ligase complex. Lineage: Eukaryota; Metazoa; Arthropoda; Insecta; Lepidoptera; Nymphalidae.